Messenger RNA from Acytostelium subglobosum LB1, 1326 nucleotides. RefSeq lists its product as hypothetical. The transcript is spliced from 5 exons. Bases 1 to 1326 code for a protein of 441 amino acids. Gene Ontology annotation, molecular function: histone acetyltransferase activity. Gene Ontology annotation, biological process: regulation of DNA-templated transcription. NCBI's taxonomy places the organism in Eukaryota, Evosea, Eumycetozoa, Acytosteliales, Acytosteliaceae. The record is from RefSeq and is a predicted model, not a curated record.
AUGCCAAACACAUCGAUUGAAGCGCCAGCCAGUGGUGACUCACCUACACAACCUUUGGAUGAUAUUACCAAUACAUCCGACUUGACAACUUCAUCAUCUGGCGAACCAAAUGGUGUCCGAAAGGUACUCGAUCCAGGCACAAACAUAUAUUGUAAAUGGAGAGAUCAAUAUCACAAGUGUGAAGUGAUCGAGAGAAAAGAAUCCGAGAGCCAACCUGGAACUUAUGAUUAUUAUGUACAUUACCAUGAGUUCAAUCGUAGACUGGAUGAAUGGGUACACGAGUCCAGGAUGGACUUUAGUCGUAUAGAGAAUGAACCAAAGGCACCGGCAGUGCCACUGGCCGAGAUCCAGAGUGGUGAUGGUCAGAGCAGAAAGGUGACUCGUCAGAUCAAACGCAAGUUUGACGAGAUGAACCACAUCCAGAAGGGAGUGGACGACGACACCAAGCUGUCGGCAAUCGAGAAGGAGCACGAGGAGAUCACCAAAGUCAAGAACAUCAAUGUGAUCGAGUUGGGCCGCUACGAGAUCGACACCUGGUACUUUGCGCCCUACCCUGAGGAGUUUGCCAAAUGCGAGAAGUUGUUCCUCUGCGAGUUCUGUCUCAAGUACAUGAAGAAGAAGAAGACAUUGAACCGUCACAAGUUGAAGUGUGACCUGCGCCACCCACCAGGAAACGAGAUAUAUAGAAGUGGAAACAUAUCCAUGUUUGAGGUGGACGGCAAGAAGAACAAGAUAUAUUGUCAGAACCUUUGUUUGUUGGCAAAGUUGUUCUUGGACCACAAGACACUUUACUAUGACGUCGAACCAUUCCUCUUCUACAUCAUGACCGAGUGUGACCAGCGCGGUUGCCACAUGGUUGGCUACUUCUCCAAGGAGAAGGACUCACCCGACGGUUACAACCUCGCCUGUAUUCUAACUCUGCCACCUUAUCAACGUAAAGGUUUCGGCAAACUCUUGAUCUCAUUCUCAUACGAACUCUCAAAGAAAGAAAAUAAGGUUGGCACGCCAGAGAAGCCAUUGUCUGAUCUUGGACUGCUGAGCUUCCGUUCAUAUUGGACACAAGUGCUCCUGGAGAUACUGAGGAAGCACAAGGGCAACCUCUCCAUCCUAGAUAUAUCAAACAUGACCUCCAUCAGGACUGAAGACAUCAUCAGUACACUGCAAUCAUUGAACCUUAUUAGAUAUUGGAAGGGACAACAUAUUAUAUCGGUCACACCCAAGGCCAUCGAAGAGCAUCUGAAAGUAUACGCCAAACAAACGACAAGAAUCGAACCAAAGUGCAUCCAUUGGGCACCAAUGAACCCACCUGCCACCAAGAAGAGAUAG